This is a messenger RNA of Alternaria ventricosa, 2283 nucleotides long. RefSeq lists its product as uncharacterized. The transcript is spliced from 6 exons. NCBI's taxonomy places the organism in Eukaryota, Fungi, Ascomycota, Dothideomycetes, Pleosporales, Pleosporaceae. Bases 1 to 2283 code for a protein of 760 amino acids. The record is from RefSeq and is a predicted model, not a curated record.
AUGAGUACCGCAGAUUCUUCGAACUCCUACCAAGGUUUCAAUAACCGGAUCUGGGAGCAGAACAAAUCCAUCGGAGUCAAUUACAAUGAGCAGAUUAGUGGACACACUCAGAGCCCACCAAGCCCCGGUCAUGUGGACGAACGCCGUAUCACAAUCAAUGUGAGCCAGGAUGGUGAACAGCCUCUUCAUAGGAAGGCAAAUGGUAUCGAAUACCACGAAUCGAUCUCGGAGUCCAGGAAAGAGGUGUUCCAGUACCCGUUCAAGUUGUUCAUAACCCUCGAGCAACCAAUAAGAAAGAAGCUUGCACAACUGUACGAAACUGUUCAAGAACACGAUGAGGUCGAUGCCCUGAGGCCGGAUAUAGAGGUUGAUCGCCCCUUGAACAACGAGCCUGUCGAUAUCGAAGCCAUACAGCAGCUGAAGCUACUUGAAGAGUUGUAUGAUACGGAUCUGAAGCCGAUGUUUGACAUGCGGCGGGAUAUCGAAACGAAGAAGCUGGCUACGAUUUCGUAUACAGACCUAUGGCAUCUUUUCCGUUAUGGACAGGAAGUUAGGGCUAGCGACAAUGAUACGCAGGUGUACCGAGUGUUGAGGUGGACGGGAGGACGCGAACCUCUUGCGAAGCACGGUCUAUUGGCGGAGCUCCAAGCUCGCGCCGCUCUCGAUGCCCAGUCUGCACCCCGAAACGAGAACCGGGGUGAGACGUUCAUUGUGGAAACUGCCAGCUUUGAGUUUGAUGGUUUUCACUACGGACCUGUUCAAAAGACGUUUGUAGUCCGGAAAUACGACGGAGAGAAACCCAUUACCAGUCUCCCCAUCUUUCCGCUAGCUUUCGAUCCGUCUCACGAACAGCUGCGAAAGCGGUUGAUACAUCGAGGCAACUUGUAUCUUCAGCUUUCGCAAGCCGAUCAAGCGUCGCACAAACACUACCACGGUCUCACGCUAGAUGAGCCCCACGAGGAGGUCGACUCCCAGAUCAUCGUAGACACCAAGAUGGCUAUGCUUCGAUACCAUACUACACUCUCGCCUGUAGGAGUGGGUAGCUUGGUAGGUCACAAUCUUCGGGAGACGUACGAAGAAACAGUCAACCCUACCGUCACGGAUGGCGUCUGCGCAGAAGACGGGUGCUGCGACAACGAGCUUGUCCACAAAGACUAUGGUUGGGACAUGCAGCAUGAGGAGCGAUAUAUGGAGGAUCAUAGAUUCGACCUUGAGCCUACGACGGACCCGGCCGAUCUUGAUGAUGAGGAGAAACUUCUACUGCCUCCUUUCGUGUACGGGUUCGUUCUGCGAAGUCGCAAGUGGGCCAAAUUCAGUAUCGACUGCAUCCGCGAUGUCGAGUACACUAGCGGGUUCAGUGACUUGGUAUUGCCCUCUGGUCAUAAAGAGACUGUGCGGGCAUUGGUUGCGAAUCACGCACGACUACCUACCACAGGUGGAAGUGGACCGCAUAACCAGAAAUCUAUCGACCUUGUUCGGGGUAAAGGGAAAGGCUUGGUCAUUUUGCUGCAUGGCGCGCCCGGUGACACUGCAGCGGAGGUAGAAACCAACCUCGAGAGCAGUUUCCAGCUUGCACACAAGUGGGGUUGUGUCCUCCUCUUAGAUGAAGCCGACAUCUUUCUGCAGAAGCGCGACAAGACGGACAUCAAGCGCAAUUCGAUCGUUUCGGUGUUUUUGAGAGCACUUGAGUACUACAGUGAGAUAAAGGGCGAUCAGUUCAAGAUCAAAUCAAAAGAAAUCCUGAAGUUCGCCAAAGAGCAUUACAUGGAACUCAAGAAAGCUGGUUCAGGUAGUUGGAAUGGAAGACAAAUCCGCAAUGCUUUCCAGACUGCCAUCGCCCUCGCAGAAUUCGAGACAACGGAGAAGAAUGACGAACACGGUGUCGGUCACAAACCUCACCGAGUCGAACUUUCUCAGGAACACUUUUCCACAGUCGCAAAAGCCUCUGCUGAGUUUGACACGUAUCUCAAGAGCACACUUGGAGGCCAGACAGAGUCUGACAUCGCCAGACUGGAACAGACACGAAUGGACGAGUAUUCUUCGUUGAGAAGCAGAACAGAUGCGAACCUCCGGCCAUCUAAAGCCAAGGGAAAGACUGGAAGGAAAGGGAAGAGUGUGACUGAUAGUGAGGAUAGUGAUAGAGACUCAGAAGAGAGUGAACGAAGCGAAGACUCUGAAGACCAAGGAAAGGCGAGUGACUCACAAAGCGAGACCGAGGAAGAGGAGGAUCGGGUUAUCGUGAAAUCUUCCAAGGGAAAGAAGGAUGGAAAAAGACGCAAAUAG